UCCAGCGGAGCUUGCGGAGACUACAGCUCCCAGCAGGCGGCGCGGCAGGGGCUCACGCACGCGCAGCCCAGACCCUGGGAACCGGGACCUGCGGCGGCCUUCUGGGGAAGGAGGAUGGCUGCGGCGGGGCUGCGGCUCUCCUUACUGAGGCUCUCUGAGAUGCCGGCGGCGCUCGGGCGCCAGAGCCGACUUUACAGCACGUCGCACGCCUUUGCUGAGGUGCUACAGCUGCCGAAGGUGCAGCAGACGAAGUUGCUGUAUCCGCUGCAGGAACUCGAGCGGCACCUCGCCCCAGAUGCGAGGUCCGACCUUCACCUGAGAGUCUUCGACCCCAGCCCGGAGGACUUGGCGCGGGCCGAUGAGGUGUUCACCGCCACCGCCCGGAACCGCAUCGAUUACGUCAGCUCGGCCGUUCGUCUCGACCACGCCCCGGACAUCCCCUGGCCCGAGGUGUGUUUUAUAGGCAGAAGCAAUGUUGGAAAAUCCUCCCUAAUAAAGGCUUUAUUUUCACUGGCGCCUGAGGUUGAAGUCAGAGUCUCCAAAAAACCGGGACACACAAAGAAAAUGAAUUUUUUUAGAGUUGGAAAACAUUUUACAUUGGUGGACAUGCCAGGUUAUGGCUACAGAUCACCUGAAGAUUUUGUUGAAAUGGUAGAGACCUAUCUAAAAGAACGAAAAAAUUUGAAAAGAACAUUUUUAUUAGUGGAUAGUGUUGUUGGAAUUCAAAACAACGACAAUAUUGCCAUAGAAAUGUGUGAAGAAUUUGCAUUGCCAUAUGUGAUGGUAUUAACAAAAAUUGACAGAUCUUCCAAGGGACAUCUUUUAAAACAAGUGCUUCAGAUACAGAAAUUUGUUAACACACAAACACAAGGAUGUUUUCCUCAAUUGUUUCCUGUAAGUGCUGUGACCUAUUCUGGAAUCCAUCUAUUGAGAUGCUUUAUAGCAAAUAUAACAGGAAAUCUUAGAUAGUAGCUCCCAGUGUAGCCAAAGACAUAGAAAACUUCUUUAUGCCAACUGGAGUUAAACCUAGAAUUUCAACAUUGUUUUAAGUGUUGUGAUCACUGCAGAUUUAAUUAAACCUGCGCCUUCCCGAUGUAAGAAUGAAUUUUGCCUGGAGAAAAUAAAGUUUAUGAAUAACCGAAAAUGCUGUUCACUAAGACAGAUACUAGUUGAUGUUCUUAUUUUAACAAGUUGACAACCAAGAACAGACAGAAGUCCAUAAAAUGAAAACCUAUUACUAACUACUAUGUAGAGAAGCAUUUGCUGUGUUAUUUAUUGGGCUUUUAUCUUUUAAGAAAAUGGACUAAGUAAAAGGGGCAGCUUUUCUGUUAAGCAUUGAUGAUGCUUUUCUGUUAAGCAUUGAUAGGCAAGAUGAAGGAUAAAUGCCUAUAGUUAAUAUUUUUCUUUAAGUUCUUAUUUGAGUAUCUUCUUGUUAAAAUUUGUCAAUCCAGGUUGGAAACACCCAAAAGACCAGAAUUCAAGUUCCAGUUCUGAUGUUUUCUAUGUUCUGAAUUGUGGGAACAUUACUUGAACUAUCUAAAUGUCAUUUGUAACUGUAACCUUGCAAGCUAUUAAAAUUAUAUAAAGUGGUGUCACAUGAGAUAAUAUGGUAAUAGACAACUAUUCAAAAUUGCACACGAACUUUAUGGCCACCCUGUAUGUGUGACAGCUGCAUAGCUGUAAAGCCACACCAACCAAAUAUAGCAAGAUUCACAGCUAGAUUUAUCACAGGAAAGAAACACACUGUCAUGGGGGAAAUAUUUUCUCCAGUAAAAAGCAAAAAAACAAAAACUAGCUUUAAGUGGGAAAACUAAUUUGCAAAAGGCAAGAGAAUAAAGUCAGAGAUAGUUUAGACUUGGCACAUUUAAGAUUCAGAAUAGAAAGAUAAAGGUAACUGAAGUUAACAAAAAAAAUUUAUGAAGAUGCCACUGACCUAUUUAUAAAAAUGGCUUAGUUUUUCAAAAUGAGGCUGAACAUUAAAAGGUUAUAGGGAUAGUGCUAGAUAUAAAAUUAAACUAUAAACCGUCUUUGUGGGGGUUUUUUUAGAAAAUUCGAUUCUGAAUAUAUUGUCAGUUGUUUUAUA
This is a messenger RNA of Otolemur garnettii (small-eared galago), 2083 nucleotides long. It is a transcript of the gene GTPBP8, whose product is annotated as GTP binding protein 8 (putative). The record is from RefSeq and is a predicted model, not a curated record. NCBI's taxonomy places the organism in Eukaryota, Metazoa, Chordata, Mammalia, Primates, Galagidae. Bases 115 to 969 code for a protein of 284 amino acids. The transcript has 6 exons. Gene Ontology annotation, molecular function: GTP binding. Gene Ontology annotation, cellular component: mitochondrion.